Hermetia illucens (black soldier fly) is the source of this 2907-nucleotide messenger RNA. RefSeq names its product vacuolar protein sorting-associated protein 53 homolog (gene Vps53). Bases 145 to 2787 code for a protein of 880 amino acids. The record is from RefSeq and is a predicted model, not a curated record. Gene Ontology annotation, biological process: retrograde transport, endosome to Golgi. The transcript is spliced from 8 exons. NCBI's taxonomy places the organism in Eukaryota, Metazoa, Arthropoda, Insecta, Diptera, Stratiomyidae. Gene Ontology annotation, cellular component: GARP complex.
UGACGUUACCAACGUCAACACCGACUUUGACAACUGUCAAAAGUAAAUUCAAUGUUUUUGUCGCCUUUUCUGUGGUCAUCAAUAAUUUGAGGAGGUUUCCCAAGUGGUUUUGUAGCCGGCAAGGGAGCUUUUCAGACGCACACGAUGGAAGAACCCCUUGGGGCAUCGGAUGAAACACGACUAGGUAAAAUUGUAUUCUCGGAUGAAGUGCAAAAUGCAAUUGAACAGGUCCUUCAAAGCACCGAUCCUCUGGACAGUUCCGACUUCAAUUCCAUCGACUACAUCAAUCAGAUGUUCCCCAACGAGCAGUCAUUGUCGAAUAUCGACGACGUGAUCUCCAAGAUGGAAUGCGAAGUGAGCGUAAUUGAUGACAAUAUUCGUAGCGUAAUACGCGGCCAGACGAACACUAGCCAGGACGGAAGAAUUGCCCUGGAAGGGGCGCAGAAGGUGAUCAAUCAACUUUUUGCACAAAUCACGGAAAUCAAAACCCGCGCCGAGAAAACAGAGGACAUGGUCAAGGAGAUCACCCGCGACAUCAAACAGCUGGACUCGGCCAAGAGGAACCUGACGACCGCGAUCACGGCCCUGAAUCAUUUGCACAUGCUGGUGGGCGGCAUCGACAGCCUCACAAAACUGAUCGAGAAGCGUUUGUAUGGGGAAAUCCUCAACCCGUUGCAAGCAAUCACGGAAGUCAACCAGCACUUUCAGCAAUACAUCGACAUUCCCCAGAUUAGAAAUCUCUCGGACAAGGUGCACCAAAUUCAGCAACAACUCGCCGGGCAGAUAACCGAGGAUUUCCACAAUACCUUCUCGCCGUCCUCGACUGGAAGUGCGAAAAUGUCGUUGGCGCAACUCACAGAUGCGUGCAAGGUUGUGUCUGUACUCGAUCCCAAAGUGCGCCGCGACCUUCUUAAGUGGUUCAUAGCUUUACAAUUGGAGGAGUACGUUCAGUUGUUCCAUGAGAAUCAGGACAUUGCCUGGCUCGAUAAAAUCGACAAGCGUUACGCUUGGCUCAAACGCCACCUGCUGGACUUUGAAGAGAAGUUUGGUCGCAUCUUUCCGGUCGAUUGGGAAGUUUCCGAGCGCGUUACUGUUCAAUUUUGCAUUUUAACGCGCGAUGAACUGACCAAGAUUAUGGCCCGGAGACGUAACGAGAUCGACGUGAAAUUGCUUUUGUUUGCUAUUUCCAAAACACAAGCAUUCGAACAGCUGUUGGCCAAACGAUUUACCGGUGUCACAUUAAACUCCGGUGGUAGAAGCACAUUUGAAACGAAGCAAAUGGCUAGCGCGGACGAAUCAAGGGACGAUGUCUCCGCGCCCCAAAGCUUAAACGAGGGAGUCACCAGCGAGGAAAAACGCUCUGACUUUAUGGACCUAAUUGGCGUCUGCUUCAAGACACAUUUAGAUAUCUACACGGAGAGCAUAGACCGCAAUCUGUCCGAGUUGAUUGAAAGAUUUGUUCAAGCUAGCAAGCAACCAUUCAAUCCACUGGAAGCCAAAUCUACCGUCUUUCCAAGCUGUGCGGAUCUCUUCGUUUUCUACAAGAAGUGCAUGGUACAGUGCACACAGCUUAGCAACGGGAAGCCUCUACACGAUUUGGCCAUGAUAUUCAAGAAGUACUUAAGGGAGUAUGCUGUCAAAGUUCUCGAGGCUAGCAUACCGAAGAUAACUACAGUGCAAUCGAGUAUUGGCACCAGUAUGUCUUUAUUAACCCGCGAAAAUCUGCAAAAUCUAUCGAAUGCAGCCGGCCAAGUGAUCCACAACUUUCUCAAAGAAGGGGAAACCCCACGUUUCACAAAAGACGAGCUCAUUAAAAUAUGCUGCAUUCUUACUUCGGCCGAAUAUUGCUUGGAGACUGUACAGCAGCUAGAGGACAAAUUAGCCGAAAAAAUUGAUGCCAGUUUUGCUGAUAAAAUCGAUUUAUCCGAGGAAAAGGAUGUUUUCCACAAAAUCAUCUCGAAUUGUAUUCAAUUGCUAGUCCAGGACCUAGAAAAUGGUUGUGAACCGGCACUUCAUGUGAUCAACAAGAUCCAAUGGCAAACCAUCAACAAUGUCGGCGAUCAGAGCUCCUUUGUAAAUUCAAUAAUCUCACACUUUAAACACACCGUGCCUAUAAUCCGUGACAAUCUAUCCGCAUCGCGAAAAUACUAUACGCAGUUUUGCUUGAAGUUUGUCAACUCCUUCAUUCCAAAAUAUAUUAACACUCUCUUCAAGUGUCGACUAACAAAUGCCUCGUCCGAUAAUACGCACAAUAUUUUAGGCUGCGAACAAUUACUGCUCGAUACGCACAGUUUAAAAACAGUUCUCCUUGAUUUGCCCUCGAUUGCAUCCACAGUGAAUAGAAAGGCGCCCACCAGCUAUACAAAAGUUGUCGUCAAAGGGAUGACUAGAGCUGAAAUGAUCAUCAAAGUCGUCAUGGCUCCGAUAAAUCCGGCAAUGACAUUCAUUGAGCAGGUUCUCAAGCUACUACCAGACAUUCCGCUGAUUGAUUAUCAAAAAAUCCUCGACAUGAAGGGAUUGAAGCGUAUAGAUCAAAUUCAGCUAGUGGAGCUAUUUAAAAGUGCAACAAUGUCCUCUAUAACCAGCGGACCGAGUAGAGACGGGGGCGGUGGGGGAGGAGGUGGGACAAAUGCUCCGGGCGGCGUAGGAGGAUCAUCAAGGGAUCAUGGCCGCAAAAGCAUCGGUUCUACAGGUGGUGAUAAUGAUGUGGAAUCUUCAAAUGCAGGAUCGGAUCGAGGACGAAUUAAGAAGCUGGAGAAUCUGAUUAAGAAGCGGCUUCCGAGCUAAACAGACAAGAAAGAUGCCUAUGAAAUCUUAAAUAUCAACGUAGUCCAAGAUUGUGUUUAUUCUCUUCAGUUAUUUAUUAUUCACAAAUAAUAAACUCGUUUAAUUUUAUUUAAUUCGAAA